AUGGCAACCUCCACCAGUUCACACCGACCCAUCAAGGGAAUCCUCAAAAAUAAAGGCUCGUCAACUUCGUCGAUAGAGGCUCCCACCCAGCAAUGUGGAGGGGUCAAGCAGGAAGUCCAGAGAAAGAAGUCCCAGAAGUGGGAUGAGUCCAACAUCCUGGCAACGCACCGCAUAUCCUGCCGAGACUACGAUUUAAUGAAGGUGAACGAGCCUGGCAGUCCCUAUGUCAGUGUGCGGGAUGAUGGGGAAGAUCCUGUGAGUAAAGCCGAAGGAAAGGAAGCUGUAACCCUGGACAUCUUAGCUGAAAAACUAACCGCCCCUGAAACCUUUGGCCUAGGCCGUCCGGUAGAGGAGCAAGAGAGCAGCAGGGCUCACACCAGUAAAUACCUUAACAAACAAGAAAGACAGCGCCAGUUCGAGAUGAAAAGGAAACUUCACCACAACGAAGGGCUGAACAUCAAGUUAGCUAGACAACUGAUUUCUGAGGAGCUUCAAUUGGAGGCAGAGGAAGAUGAGAACCAACAGAGUCUACCACUUUACAAAUGA
Molecule: messenger RNA, 546 nt
Organism: Castor canadensis (American beaver)
Lineage: Eukaryota; Metazoa; Chordata; Mammalia; Rodentia; Castoridae
Gene: Ppp1r2c
Product: PPP1R2 family member C
Biological process (GO): regulation of signal transduction
Molecular function (GO): protein phosphatase inhibitor activity
Source: RefSeq, a predicted model, not a curated record